Fulvia fulva is the source of this 1581-nucleotide messenger RNA. RefSeq names its product Oxalate--CoA ligase. The record is from RefSeq and is a predicted model, not a curated record. The transcript has a single exon. Gene Ontology annotation, molecular function: medium-chain fatty acid-CoA ligase activity. Gene Ontology annotation, biological process: fatty acid metabolic process. The coding region runs from base 1 to 1581 and encodes 526 amino acids. Lineage: Eukaryota; Fungi; Ascomycota; Dothideomycetes; Mycosphaerellales; Mycosphaerellaceae.
AUGCCGGCACUCCUCGAAGGCGGCAGCACGGCGACCCUCUCCAACGCCUUCUCUUCGACCUCGUCCACGACUGCCGUUGUCGUUCCUGGAUCGCCCGCGCUCGAGAUCUCCUACCAGCAACUCGGUGCCGACGUGCUUUCCUUCCAGCAGAAGCUCGCCAAGCUUGGAAUCACCGCAGGAUCGGCCGUCUCGAUCGCCCUCCCAAACAGCUACCCCUUCAUCGUCGCCUUCCUUGCAGCGUCAUGGCAGCGAGGUCUUGCAGCACCAUUGAACCCGGCCUACACGCAGAGCGAGUUCGAGUUCUACAUCGAUGAUCUCUCGUCCGCACUGGUGUUGGCCCCACCAGGGCAAGCAGAUGGCCCGGCAGUAACAGCGGCGAAACGAUACCAUGCCGCCGUGGCAGAAUGCUACCUCGACCCGAGGACGAAUGAGGUGGUCCUUGACAUCAAAGACACGGGCAAGCUGUCUGGCCAAGGGAACAAGCCGGUGGCACGCGCACAACCAGACGAUACAGCAUUGGUUCUCCAUACAUCCGGCACGACUGGCAGGCCAAAGGCAGUGCCGCUGUCCCAUCGCAACCUCACGAGGACGAUGCUCAACAUCAGAAAUACCUACAACCUCACCUCCAAAGACCGCACAAUGCUUGUCAUGCCCCUCUUCCACGUCCACGGCCUUCUCGCAGCUUUCCUCGCACCUCUGGCAUCUGGCGGCAGCGUAAUUGUGCCAGGCGCCUUCUCAGCAUCGACAUUCUGGCCUCAAUUCGUCAAGCACAAGGCCAACUGGUACACCGCCGUCCCCACAAUCCAUCAGAUCCUCCUCAAGAACCCACAGCACUGGCCCAAGCCACUGCCUCACAUACGCUUCAUCCGUAGCUGCAGUAGUCCUCUCUCGCCGAAAGUCUUCCACGAUCUGGAAGCAGCCUUCAAAGCACCCGUCCUCGAAGCAUAUGCCAUGACCGAAGCCGCACAUCAAAUGACCUCAAACCCAUUCCCGCCAGCUAAGAGAAAGCCAGGAAGUGUAGGUCUGGGCCAAGGUGUAGAGGUCAAGAUUCUAGAUCACGAGGGCAAUGAAGUCGCGCAAGGGAAAGAGGGGGAGAUCAGUAUUCGCGGCGAGAAUGUCACGAAGGGAUACAUCAAUAACGACAAAGCCAACGCCGAAGCGUUCACAUCUGGCGGCUUCUUCAGAACCGGUGACCAAGGCAAGAAGGAUGAAGACGGAUACAUCAUAAUCACAGGUCGAAUCAAGGAGCUCAUCAACAAGGGAGGCGAGAAGAUCAGUCCCAUCGAACUCGACAACGUCCUCGCCCAGCACCCGGCAGUAGGAGAAGCAGUCUCCUUCGCCAUACCGGAUGAGAUGUUAGGGCAGGAAGUCGCUGUAGCAGUCGUGCCGAAGGAUGGACAGAAGGUCACGGAAGAGGAAUUGAAGGCGUAUAUGCGUGAGAAGGUUGCCAAGUUCAAGGUGCCGAAGAGGGUCUUCUUCACGAAGAUUAUGCCCAAGACUGCGACGGGGAAGAUUCAGAGGAGGAUGGUGGCUGAGGAGAUGUUGAAGCAGGAGGGUGCGGCGACGAAGGCGAAGUUGUAG